GCGAUGAAUUACUAGAAUUUCAUCAGAGACAUUUUUCAAGCGAAGCUACCGCUGAUUUUGGUCAAAAUUUCACAAACCUUCCACCACAAGAGUCCUCCGAGACUCAAUUAUACGAAGAAUGGGAAGAAGAAGAGGAGGAUGAUGGUCUUGGUUACUAUGAAGAUGGUGUGAAAAGAACCCUCACAGACGAGCAGAUUGCAAUAUUCCGACACUCGGAGAUUAGAGAGCUCCGGCGGCAACAAGAAAAGCAAUCACAAUCGAAAUCAGGGCCGCCGCGAGAUACUUCCACAAAUGACACGGACGCCGCCUCUCCGCAUGGAUUGGGAGCCUCUGCUGGUUCUCGAAACAAGAAGAAAAAGAAGAAGAAAUCCAAGGCGGGAAAGCAAGAACCCAAACCAGACCUACGGAAGCGUACCUGGGAUGUGGUCGAAGCAGGACUCGACUCCCUCGAUUACGAUUAAAGCCAACUAAUGGCGAAGUUCCUGGCAGUUUUUAGCGAGCAGCCGUUCAUGUUUUAGGCCAGCUGGCGGAUAUGGUUGCAUGUUUUCUUGAGCAAAUUUGCAAGUUAUUUGUCAACACGUUCCCAUAGGAUCUCAAUCACAAGGGUUUUUUUUUUUUUUUACACCGGGAUGGAGUCGGCGUCUGACGAGAUAUGAUGAAGUGGCUGAUAUUGCAUGGAUGAAGGGCGUACCUAUGAAAAUGUUUUUUUUUCCUUGGCUGAAGGGGGAAAGGGAGUAACAUGUUACCUAUACAUGAUGUCUAAUUUGUCAAUUUUCGUAGUCAUGAAGCAAAUGACUGAAUGAUUCC
Molecule: messenger RNA, 807 nt
Organism: Trichoderma virens Gv29-8
Lineage: Eukaryota; Fungi; Ascomycota; Sordariomycetes; Hypocreales; Hypocreaceae
Exons: 2
Source: RefSeq, a predicted model, not a curated record